GUGCGAGACGCCGUCCGAAGAGCAUUUCGCUCCUCCUGCUGCUAUACGUCUGCGCGUUUCGUUACGUGUUAUAAUCUCGUCGCGAACACCGCUCGGAAAGUUCAAUAACUUCAACUGCGGCGUGUUAUGGUUCAAGAUCAGAAGAAGUAUUAACAAACACCGUCUUGUUUUAAAAGACUUGAAGUACCAGUGCGCGCCCACGGAUAUGUCGAGGCUCGUUAGCUUUAUGGUGCUUCUGGUGGGCCUCUUAGCCUGCUGCGCUACAGCCCAGAAGAAGAACUACUCCAACUUCCCAUGCCCACCGAAGUGCAUGUGCUUUCAGAGAACCGUCAGAUGCAUGCGAAAUGAUCUUACUGAAAUUCCAAAAGCUUCAUCACAUACAACUUUUUUGGAUUUGAGAUUUAACAAGAUCCGUGACAUCAAACCGGGAACUUUUAAGGGCUUGAAGAAUGUUCGUUCUCUACUAUUGAACAACAACUUGCUUACUCAUCUUAAAAGUGGAGCAUUUUCUGGAUUGAAUCAAGUCACACAUUUGUAUUUGUACAAGAAUCGAAUACAAGAAAUCGAUGGUGAUGUUUUUCAGAAUAUGCCCAAAUUGGAAUUUUUAUAUUUACAUUAUAACGACCUUCGGGAAAUUAAAACAGGAACGUUUUCAAAUAUACCCAACUUAGAACGACUAUUCUUAUAUAAAAAUAAAAUAUCGCGAGUUUCAGCGGGUGCGUUUUCAAAUCUUCCACGACUUCAAAGACUCCGUCUCGACGCAAACUCACUAAUAUGCGAUUGCAAAUUGGCAUGGCUCGCAAGGAUGUUAAAAGAUGCUCCGUUGCAAGUUACCGCGAAUUGCAGAACUCCAACGGAGAUGAGUGGUAAAGCCUUGAAGACGAUGGAAAUGAAGGAUUUUCAUUGCAAGUCUCCUGAAAUUAUGGAAGAACCUCAAGAUUUAGAAAUAAAAAUAGGCGGAACCGCAAUUUUUAAAUGUCACGUUGAAGGUGAUCCAUCACCAUCGGUUACAUGGACGCAUAACGAGUUAGAACUUGACAUGCAUGACGAACGUCAUAAAAUACUGGGAGACGGGAGUUUAAUGAUUAGGGAUUCUAAAGAUGAUGAUAAUGGAUUUUAUGAGUGUGUAGCAAAAAAUCCUCAAGGAUUUAUUAGGUCAAGAUCGGCGAGGAUGGUUGUUUUUAAACCUGAAAAUAUUAAAAAUUUUGAAGCUCAAAAUACAGUUUCAGAUGCUUUUGAGAAACCUGUUUUUAUUGAAACACCAAAUAGUGUAACAACAUCUGAAGGUGAAAAAGAAAUCAAAUUUACUUGCAAAGCAGGGGGUUCCCCACAACCUUUUAUAUCAUGGUCAAAAUCGGGAAUCGCGAUUGCUCCUUCACAACAUUACAUCAUCGAUUCUAACGGAAAUUUAAUUAUAAAACAAGUUCAAAGAAAUGACUUUGGAACUUAUCGUUGCGAUGCCACUAAUAUUCAUGGUAGAAUUACUGCAACAGCAGAUUUAGUAAUCAAUGCUCCUCCAGUUUUUACAGCUUACCCGGAAAGUAUGAGUGUUCUGUUGGGAUCAACAGCAAGAUUUGAAUGUAGCGCAGUAGGAACACCACCGCCAGAAAUAAUUUGGUACAAACACGAUAUAGAAGUACUCAGCGAUGGAAGGAUUAAUAUCAGUGAAGAUGGAAGUCGUUUAGAAAUAAAUAACAUAAUAGAAUCUGAUGAAGCUAUAUACGUUUGCGAGGCAAGAAACGAUUUGGGUAAUCGAGAUGUUAGCGCGAAAUUAACAAUAAAGGGUAAUAUAAAUCGUACCCCAAAAUUCGUUUAUAAACCAUACGACAUGGAAGCUGUAGUUGGAAGUACAAUUGAAAUCCCGUGUAAAGCUGAGGGACAUCCAACUCCUGGAGUUCAAUGGAGAAAGGAUGGUUCUACUUUACCGAUAACAGGGCGAUAUAAAACAUCUGUAAGCGGAAAUUUAUAUAUUUAUAACGUAGCUGGAGAAGAUCAAGGUAGAUACGAAUGUUCCGCGAAUAACGAUCACGGAACUAUUUCCGCUUCUGGUUAUAUUACAAUUAAAGACGACCCUCAUCCUGCUGGGAUUAACAUCGGGGAUAGAUAUGUUAAAGUAGCCUUCUUGGAAGCGAAAUCAGAAGUAGAUGGUGCUAUAAAUAGAACCAUAAAUAAUUUGUUUCAUAGUCAUAAAGCACACGGUUCCGCUGAUUUAUUUAGAUUAAUUCGGUAUCCAAACGCGCCAGCUAGAGAAUUAGCGCGAGCAGCUGAGGUUUAUGAACGAACUUUAGUGAAUAUACGAAAACAUAUCGAACAAGGCAUGGUAAUGAACAAUACGAAAGAAUUUAAUUAUCGCGAUGUUUUGUCAACCGAACACUUAGAUUUAAUUGCUCAAUUGUCCGGUUGUAUGACUCAUCGUUUAAAAAGAAACUGCACCGACAUGUGUUUCCAUUCAAAAUAUCGUAACAUCGAUGGUACUUGUAAUAACCUUCAAAAUCCUUUGUGGGGCGCCUCUUUAACACCAUUUAGAAGAAUUUUAAAACCGAUUUACGAAAAUGGUUUUAGUACCCCAGUUGGGUGGAACAAAGAAACGAAAUAUUACGGUUUUCCAAAACCAAGUUCUAGAUUAAUUUCAACGACGCUGAUUUCAACGAAAAAAAUAACCCCGGAUACGGAAAUAACGCACAUGGUGAUGCAAUGGGGACAAUUUCUCGAUCACGAUUUAGAUCAUGCAAUUCCAUCGGUUAGUUCUGAAAGUUGGGAUGGAAUUGAUUGUAAAAAGUCUUGCGAUUACGCAGCUCCUUGUUAUCCUAUUGAUGUCCCACCAGGUGAUCCAAGAAUUCAAAAUCGACGAUGUAUCGAUUUUGUUCGAUCCUCAUCGAUUUGUGGUUCCGGGAUGACGUCGGUUUUCUUUGAUGCAAUUCAACCGAGGGAACAAAUAAAUCAACUAACAUCUUUUAUCGAUGCGUCCCAAGUUUACGGGUUCUCGGAUGAAUUAGCGAGGGAUUUAAGAGAUUUAACAACUGAAUUAGGGUUGUUACGAGUUGGUCCAACUUUUCCCGGUCGAAAACCUCUCCUUCCUUACGCUAGCACUCAAGGAAUGGAUUGUCGAAGAAAUGUAAGUGAAAGUAAUGUGAAUUGUUUCUUAGCCGGUGAUAUACGCGCGAAUGAACAAGUUGGAUUAAUCGCUAUGCAUACAGUUUGGAUGCGAGAACAUAACAGGUUAGCCAAAGAAUUAAGGAGAUUAAAUCCUCAUUGGGAGAGCGAUUUAAUUUAUCAAGAAGCAAGAAAAAUCGUUGGUGCCGCUAUGCAACAUAUAACUUAUAACGAUUGGUUACCAUUCAUUGUUGGUAAACAAGGAAUGGAAAUUUUAGGCGAAUACAAAGGAUAUAACCCAAAAACCCAUCCAUCAAUUGCAAACGUUUUUGCAACGGCAGCUUUAAGAUUUGGUCACACUUUAAUAAAUCCAAUAUUACACAGAUUAAACGAAACUUUCCAACCAAUUCAUGAAGGUCACCUUCCGUUACACAAAGCUUUCUUUUCACCUUGGCGCGUCGUCGAUGAAGGAGGAGUUGAUCCUUUAUUAAGAGGUUUAUACUCGAUUCCGGCUAAAUUGAAAAAAUCCGAUCAAAAUUUAAAUACCGAAUUAACUGAGCAACUUUUUAAAUCAGCUCACGCGGUUGCUUUGGAUUUAGCGGCUAUAAAUAUACAUAGAUCACGAGAUCACGCAAUUCCGGGUUACAUUGACUUUAGAAAGUUUUGUAACAUGACUGAUGUUGAUAAUUUCGAUGAUCUAAAGAACGAAAUAACCGAUCCUAAUGUUAGAAAAAAAUUACAAGAACUUUACGGACAUCCUGGGAAUAUAGAUGUUUGGGUUGGUGGUGUUUUGGAAGAUCAAGCACCUGGUGCGAAAGUUGGGCCAUUAUUUAGAUGCUUAUUAAUAGAACAGUUUCGAAGAUUACGUGAUGGCGAUCGAUUUUAUUACGAAAAUCCGUCUACUUUUAAACCGGAGCAAUUAACUCAAAUUAAACAAUAUUCUUUAGCACGCGUUUUAUGCGACACUGGCGAUAAUAUAACAAAAAUUACUCAUAAUGUCUUUAUUCUCCCUGGAAAACAAGGUGGAUACGUUGAUUGUAACGAAAUAAAUAAAGUUGAUUUAAGAAUGUGGUCAGAAUGUUGCAGCGAUUGCAGAUAUUCAGGUCAAUUGAAUACGAUAAGUAGAUUAAAUGCGCGAAAUCGUCGACAUCUUAACGAUGAUAUAAGUUUUCCAACUGAUAAAUUCUUAAUGAGUAACAACACCACCUUUUUGGAUUACGAUGAAAAUAUCCAUUUAAAACAGAGGAUUGUAAAACUUGAAAAAACAGUUCAAAACAUGCAAAAUACCAUCAGAAAAAUGAAUAAGAUUAUUAAGAAAUUGGAAAGAGAUGAACUCUUCUAGAAAUAACUUGUUAGUUACCAGAUGUCUAGUGAUUACUUCAUUUUUUAAUGUAAUUACUAUAAAAGAAGUUAUUUAUUUUUGCCAGUCACCCAAGAAAUAAUAUUCCCUUAUACCUUAAAUGUAUAAGCAAUCAAACUGUUAACUUAUUGGUGUAUUUUCGGAAUAACGUUUCCGUUGUUGUAGUUCCACACAUUAAACUGCCCUUAAAAUAAAAACUACUUAAUUUUUAUAUUUCUUUCUGCAUGUGAUACGCUUCAAGAAGCAUAUGUGUCAAAAAAUGUGGUAUUUUCUUAACGUUUAAUUAAAACUCCCAAACUCGGCUGUUUUUUAACUCAUCAGUUAAAAAAAACACUUAUCUAUUGUAUAAAUUUACUUAAUAACUGUAAAGGUUGAUAUAUCAAUUUCGUGCCAUUUUUGUAAUUAACCCCACUUGACUAAUAAUAAAGUUAAUAAAUGGAUAAAAUAUAAAUAU
Messenger RNA from Onthophagus taurus, 4907 nucleotides. It is a transcript of the gene Pxn, whose product is annotated as Peroxidasin. Gene Ontology annotation, biological process: response to oxidative stress. NCBI's taxonomy places the organism in Eukaryota, Metazoa, Arthropoda, Insecta, Coleoptera, Scarabaeidae. The record is from RefSeq and is a predicted model, not a curated record. Gene Ontology annotation, molecular function: protein binding; heme binding; peroxidase activity.